Culex pipiens pallens (northern house mosquito) is the source of this 5623-nucleotide messenger RNA. It is a transcript of the gene para, whose product is annotated as sodium channel protein para. The transcript has 33 exons. The coding region runs from base 890 to 5608 and encodes 1572 amino acids. Gene Ontology annotation, biological process: sodium ion transmembrane transport; neuronal action potential; membrane depolarization during action potential. NCBI's taxonomy places the organism in Eukaryota, Metazoa, Arthropoda, Insecta, Diptera, Culicidae. The record is from RefSeq and is a predicted model, not a curated record. Gene Ontology annotation, cellular component: voltage-gated sodium channel complex; plasma membrane. Gene Ontology annotation, molecular function: voltage-gated sodium channel activity.
UGUGCGUCGUCUUUCUGGCGACGAAAAAGGACGAGUUUGGACCAUUUUGCUGGUGGAAAAGUGCGGAAAGAAGGACGAAAAACUGGUGAAAAUUUCGAAUUUUCCACCGCAGGCAAGCACCCUCGAUUUUCGCUGGGUUUUCCACUCGCGCGAGGAAGAAAAUCCAGGAAAACCACGUGUGUCAGUGUGUUCGUGUUCGAAGGAAAAAUCGAGCAAUCAAAGAAGUUGUAGAUAUUUAAUGCUUAUUCAAAAAAAGCAAAAAAAAUAGUGUAGAAAUUUUCUAGCAACAAAAUAAAGGAGAAUAGUGCAAACCAAAAAAAAAAAAGAAGAAAAGAAAAGAAGUUUUAUUGGAAAAUCGAUUCCGGAAAACACCAAAACCGACCCCGCGCGCGCGAGCUCAAGAAGUGCGUCGCGACGUCGUCGAUCGCCGUCGAAAGUUUUGCGGAGCACGGAGGGAAAUGCUAGUGGUUUGGUGUUAGUGUCCAAAAGUGCGAAAGUGAAAAGUAGUGCGCGCGACCCAUCCCGCGAGAGAGGGAGAAGCAGUGCGAGAGAGCGAGAAGGAAAAGAAAGAAAGGAAAGUUGAGGUUGAACUCAGCUUAGAAGAGCAAGAAGAAGCGAGGGCCGAAAAACCUUCACCAACACCCCGAGAAAACGUGUGUGUUCGUGUGAGUGUGCAAUCGUGUGAAGUUUUGUCCAAGCAGAGUUCUUGCUUGCUGAAUCGUCGUCGUAACCCGGAGUGUGCAGAACCAGAUUCAACGAUUUAGCGCAGCGGAAGGAUAGAUGCGUCAUUUUCAACAUGGCGCCGUGUAUAUUACUGUGAUCUGUGGAACGAGAUUCAUGAGCCCCAUGCCUUGGAAAUCUGAGGCUCUCAUUGUUGGCCAUAUAGACAAUGACCGAAGACCUCGAUUCGAUAUCUGAGGAAGAACGUAGUUUGUUCCGUCCUUUCACCCGUGAAUCAUUACUUGUUAUUGAAGAACGCAUCGCAAAUGAACAGGCAAAACAGCGCGAAUUGGAAAAGAAGCGAGCCGAGGGGGAGACUGGUUUUGGUCGGAAGAAAAAGAAAAAAGAAAUACGGUACGACGAUGAGGACGAGGAUGAAGGUCCCCAGCCGGACUCCACACUCGAGCAGGGAGUGCCGAUCCCUGUUCGAAUGCAGGGCAGCUUCCCUCCGGAAUUGGCCUCCACGCCUCUCGAGGAUAUUGACGCUUUUUACUCAAACAUUAAGACAUUCGUAGUAGUUAGUAAAGGAAAGGAUAUUUUUCGUUUCUCCGCAACCAAUGCAUUAUAUGUACUCGAUCCGUUCAAUCCUAUACGUCGUGUAGCUAUUUAUAUUUUAGUACAUCCAUUAUUUUCAUUUUUUAUAAUAACAACCAUUCUUGGUAAUUGUAUUUUGAUGAUCAUGCCAUCCACGCCGACAGUCGAAUCUACCGAGGUGAUAUUCACCGGCAUCUACACGUUCGAAUCAGCUGUAAAAGUGAUGGCGCGAGGUUUCAUAUUACAACCGUUUACUUAUCUUAGAGAUGCAUGGAAUUGGUUGGACUUCGUAGUAAUAGCAUUAGCAUAUGUAACUAUGGGUAUAGAUUUGGGUAAUCUCGCUGCAUUGAGAACAUUCAGGGUACUACGAGCUCUCAAAACAGUGGCCAUCGUUCCAGGUCUCAAGACCAUCGUCGGCGCUGUCAUCGAGUCCGUAAAGAAUCUCAGAGAUGUGAUAAUUUUAACAAUGUUUUCGUUGUCGGUGUUUGCUUUAAUGGGGCUGCAGAUCUACAUGGGCGUGCUGACGCAAAAGUGCAUCAAGGAGUUCCCGACGGACGGCUCGUGGGGCAACCUGACCCACGAGAACUGGGAGCGGCACCAUUCGAACGAUUCCAAUUGGUACUUUUCCGAAACCGGGGACACGCCCCUCUGCGGCAAUUCGUCGGGUGCUGGCCAAUGUGAGGAAGGAUAUGUAUGUUUACAAGGUUUUGGAGAUAAUCCAAAUUACGGGUAUACAAGUUUUGAUACUUUCGGAUGGGCAUUCUUAUCUGCCUUUCGUCUCAUGACCCAGGACUACUGGGAGAAUUUAUAUCAACUGGUGUUACGAUCAGCUGGACCGUGGCACAUGCUCUUCUUCAUUGUGAUUAUCUUCUUGGGUUCGUUCUACCUUGUAAAUUUGAUCUUGGCCAUUGUCGCCAUGUCGUACGACGAACUCCAGAAGAAGGCCGAAGAGGAAGAGGCCGCCGAGGAAGAAGCGCUUCGGGAAGCGGAAGAAGCGGCCGCAGCGAAACAGGCCAAACUCGAGGCCCACGCAGCGGCGGCGGCGGCCGCGGCCAACCCGGAGAUCGCCAAGAGCCCGUCGGACUUUUCCUGCCACAGUUACGAGCUGUUCGUGGGCCAGGAGAAGGGCAACGACGACAACAACAAGGAGAAGAUGUCGAUCCGGAGCGAAGGAUUGGAGUCGGUGAGCGAAAUCACAAGAACAACCGCACCAACAGCUACUGCAGCUGGCACUGCAAAAGCCCGUAAAGUGAGCGCGGGGGUUGCGGCGGCAUUUCAGAAGGCUUCACUUUCAUUACCUGGUUCACCAUUUAAUCUUCGUAGAGGAUCUAGAGGAUCACAUCAGUUUACGAUACGUAACGGUAGAGGACGUUUCGUGGGCGUACCUGGUAGCGAUAGAAAACCAUUGGUACUCUCAACAUAUCUCGAUGCACAAGAACACUUGCCAUACGCCGAUGACUCGAACGCGGUCACACCGAUGUCGGAGGAAAAUGGUGCAAUCAUCGUUCCAGUAUACUAUGCUAAUUUAGGUUCGCGACACUCAUCGUACACAUCGCAUCAAUCGCGCAUCUCGUACACAUCGCACGGCGACCUGCUCGGCGGCAUGACGAAGGAGAGCCGGCUGCGGAGCCGAACCCAGCGCAACACGAACCACUCGAUCGUGCCGCCGGCGAACAUGGCGGCCUCGGCGGCGUCGGUGACGGGUGCCGGCUCGGGCGCGCCCAACAUGUCCUACGUCGACACCAACCACAAGGGCCAGCAGCGGGACUUUGAUCAGUCCCAAGACUACACAGAUGAUGCUGGUAAAAUAAAACACAACGACAAUCCUUUCAUCGAGCCCUCUCAAACCCAAACCGUAGUAGAUAUGAAAGACGUAAUGGUGUUAAACGAUAUCAUUGAGCAAGCUGCUGGUCGGCAUAGUAGAGCUAGUGAUCAUGGAGUCUCUGUUUACUACUUCCCCACAGAGGACGACGACGAGGACGGUCCGACGUUCAAGGACAAGGCGGUCGAGUUCGGGAUGCGGAUGAUCGACAUCUUCUGCGUGUGGGACUGCUGCUGGGUGUGGCUCAAGUUCCAGGAGUGGGUGUCCUUUAUCGUGUUCGACCCGUUCGUCGAGCUGUUCAUCACGCUCUGCAUCGUGGUCAACACGCUGUUCAUGGCGCUCGACCACCACGACAUGAACCCGGACAUGGAGCGGGCGCUCAAGAGCGGUAACUACUUCUUCACGGCGACGUUCGCGAUCGAAGCGACGAUGAAGCUGAUCGCGAUGAGCCCCAAGUGGUACUUCCAGGAGGGUUGGAACAUUUUCGAUUUCAUCAUCGUGGCCCUUUCGCUGCUCGAGCUCGGUCUGGAGGGCGUUCAGGGAUUGUCAGUAUUACGUUCAUUCCGUUUGCUUCGAGUGUUCAAGCUAGCAAAGUCGUGGCCAACGCUGAACUUACUCAUUUCCAUCAUGGGCCGAACGAUGGGCGCGUUAGGUAAUCUGACGUUUGUGCUCUGCAUUAUCAUCUUCAUCUUUGCCGUGAUGGGGAUGCAGCUGUUCGGCAAGAACUACAUCGACAACGUGGACCGCUUCCCGGACAAGGACCUGCCACGGUGGAACUUCACCGACUUCAUGCACUCAUUCAUGAUUGUGUUCCGGGUGCUGUGCGGCGAGUGGAUCGAAUCCAUGUGGGACUGCAUGCUGGUGGGCGACGUGUCCUGCAUUCCGUUCUUCUUGGCCACCGUAGUGAUAGGAAAUUUUGUCGUUCUUAACCUUUUCUUAGCCUUGCUUUUGUCCAACUUUGGUUCCUCGAGUUUGUCGGCGCCCACAGCCGACAACGAAACGAACAAGAUCGCCGAGGCGUUCAACCGGAUAUCGCGCUUCUCCAACUGGAUCAAGGCGAACAUCGCGGCCGCGCUCAAGUUCGUGAAAAACAAGUUAACAAGCCAGAUUGCGUCCGUGCAGCCCGCAGGUGAGCAGCACAACCAUCUCAGUUGGAUAUGGAGCGAAGGCAAAGGGGUAUGUCCAUGUAUAUCUGCAGAGCAUGGUGAAAAUGAGCUGGAAUUAACUCCAGAUGACAUCCUGGCCGACGGGCUGCUGAAAAAGGGCGUCAAGGAGCACAACCAGCUGGAGGUGGCGAUCGGCGACGGGAUGGAGUUUACGAUACACGGCGACCUCAAGAACAAGGGCAAGAAGAACAAGCAGCUGAUGAACAAUUCCAAGGUGAUAGGCAAUUCUAUUAGUAAUCAUCAAGAUAAUAAGUUAGAGCACGAACUGAAUCAUAGGGGCAUGUCCUUACAGGACGAUGAUACUGCCAGUAUAAAGUCCUAUGGCAGUCACAAGAAUCGCCCCUUCAAGGACGAAAGCCACAAGGGCAGUGCCGAAACGCUGGAGGGCGAAGAAAAGCGCGACGCCAGCAAGGAGGACCUAGGAAUUGACGAAGAACUCGACGACGAGUGCGAGGGUGAGGAGGGUCCUCUGGACGGGGAAAUGAUCAUCCACGCGGAAGAGGACGAGGUGAUCGAGGACGCGCCGGCCGACUGCUUCCCGGACAACUGCUACAAGCGGUUCCCGGCGCUGGCCGGCGACGACGACGCGCCGUUCUGGCAGGGCUGGGGCAACCUGCGGCUCAAGACGUUCCAGCUGAUCGAGAACAAGUACUUCGAGACGGCCGUCAUCACGAUGAUCCUGCUGAGUAGUUUGGCCCUGGCCCUCGAGGAUGUGCACCUGCCGCACCGACCAAUCUUGCAGGACGUCCUGUACUACAUGGACAGGAUAUUCACGGUGAUCUUUUUUUUAGAGAUGUUGAUCAAGUGGUUGGCGCUCGGCUUCCGGGUGUACUUUACGAACGCCUGGUGCUGGCUCGAUUUCAUCAUUGUGAUGGUGUCCUUAAUCAACUUCGUGGCUUCACUCUGUGGAGCGGGUGGUAUUCAAGCAUUCAAAACUAUGCGAACUCUUAGGGCACUGCGUCCGCUACGUGCCAUGUCCCGUAUGCAGGGUAUGAGGGUUGUCGUCAAUGCAUUGGUACAGGCUAUACCGUCCAUCUUCAACGUGUUAUUGGUGUGUUUGAUCUUUUGGUUGAUUUUCGCCAUCAUGGGCGUCCAGCUGUUUGCCGGAAAGUACUUCAAGUGCGUCGACACGAACAAGACGACACUGUCGCACGAGAUCAUCCCGGACGUGAACGCGUGCAUCGCGGAGAACUACACCUGGGAGAACUCCCCGAUGAACUUUGACCACGUGGGGAAGGCCUACCUGUGUUUGUUCCAGGUGGCCACGUUCAAGGGAUGGAUCCAGAUCAUGAACGACGCGAUCGACUCGCGGGACAUCGGAAAGCCCGUCAAAUUUCCUACAAGUUUGUCUUUGACCACUUUUUGAUACGAUGCAACGGCU